Rhizophagus irregularis DAOM 181602=DAOM 197198 is the source of this 2599-nucleotide messenger RNA. RefSeq lists its product as uncharacterized. The record is from RefSeq and is a predicted model, not a curated record. Lineage: Eukaryota; Fungi; Glomeromycota; Glomeromycetes; Glomerales; Glomeraceae. Gene Ontology annotation, molecular function: eukaryotic translation initiation factor 2alpha kinase activity; ATP binding. Gene Ontology annotation, biological process: protein phosphorylation. Gene Ontology annotation, cellular component: nucleus; cytoplasm; cytosol.
UAGUCUUUUUUUUCUUCUCUUGAUAUUUUCUAUUUAUCCGAAUUUCUUAGAAAUGAAAUCACGAAAAAAUUCUAAAAAUUUACAAAAUGUAUUAUUAACUCAUGAUGAAGUUGAUUCUGAAAAUUCUGAUAAAAUUACAAUGAUCUUUCCGAGUGCUCAACCUUGCACUAUUGAACCUUUUGAACCACCACCGGGAAAAAUUAUAAGAUCUAGAAGAAAUACUUUUACUUAUGGUCAAGUUGGUGAAGGGAGCACUUCUCAUUCCUCUACAAUAUAUGAUAGUGGUAUUGAUAGUCAUAAUGAACUUGUCCCUUACUCUAAAGAGUGGACGGUCAUUCUGCGUAAUGAAAACGCUGGUCAAUUAGUCCUUUAUAAUACUACUAACCGACGCGUUUCGGUUAGACGUUUACCACCAAGAAAUGAUCCGUUAUCAUCCCAGUCUCAGGUGUUGACUACAUCACCUGCGUGUUUUAUAUGCGGAAGACCUUAUGAAACAGCUAAUCAUAUGUCUAGCACUUUAAAUCCAGAUUUUAUGCAUAGAAAUUAUUUUCGUUUAUUAGGGAAUUCUGAAAGCAUUCAACCCGAAGUAUCACCUAUAAUUGUGCAAUCCACAUUUUCUACGCACACUGUUUCAUCACACUCCUUUGCAGAAUCUUCAACAACAACAACAUCAUCAUCAUCCAUAAAUUCAGAUUUUGAAACACAUUCUAACCUUUCACAAAAUUCAUUUAAUCAAGGAUAUUAUGAGAGAUUUUUUAUUGAAGAAAAAAAACUGGGACGAGGAUUUCGUGGAUCUGUUUAUCUCUGUAAGCAUAUUCUGGAUAACGUACAUUUGGGAGAAUAUGCUAUUAAGAAAGUUGCCGUUGGUGAUAAUCAUUCAUGGUUGGUUAGGAUGUUAAGAGAAGUUCAUUUAUUAGAAAAGUUACAUCAUCCAAAUAUUGUGGAUUAUAAGCAUGCUUGGUUAGAAUAUCAUCAAUUAACAAAUUUUGGUCCACAAGUUCCAUGUUUAUUUAUUUUAAUGGAAUGCGCUAAUGGAGGAAAUUUAGAAGAAUAUAUUAAAGAGCAAUCAUCAACACAACAUGAUUCAGAGGAAGUAAAUUUAAGCGCAAAAGAACGUUUAUUGCGUACAAGAAGAAUGAGACAAGCACAUGAACAAUCAACAACAAAUCCUAAUAAUGUACCAAAAAAACGUUAUUUAGAAUUGCCAGAGAUUUGGUCGUUGUUUAUAGAUAUUUGUGAAGGUUUGGCUCACUUACAUCGACACGGUAUUGUGCAUAGGGAUUUAAAACCUUCAAAUUUGCUAUUACAAUAUGACGAGGAGGAAAAUAGUAUACCAAGAGUUUUGAUAUCAGAUUUUGGAGAAUGUGAAAUAUUAGAUCAACUUUCAGAACGUGAUCGAACUGGCGCAACUGGAACUCUUGAGUUUAUGGCACCUGAAUUAUUAACUGUUGAUGAGAAUGGAAAAUAUUAUAAAGAUUAUUCUCAAAAAUCUGAUAUGUGGUCUUUGGGAAUGGUUCUUUAUUAUCUUUGUUAUUCAAGACUUCCUUAUUAUCAAGUGGAUGAUGUUGAUUUAUUGAAACAAGAAAUUUUACAUUUCAAAAGUGUGUCGUUUCCGGAAAAUAACAAUUUUUUUACAAGUUCUUCACGUAAAAUUCCUCAACAACUUAGAAAUUUGAUUAAACGAUUGUUAUCAUGGAAUAAAAAAAGUAGACCUUCUUGUGAUGAGAUAUUGAAAUCAGUUGAAGAUAUUAGGCCGACUUUUGCAAAAAACGUUUAUAAUGAAACUCCAGUCUCAUUACCAAAUGAAGAAUAUGUGACAAGUUCAUCAUCAGCUCCAAUUUCAACCAACAAUUCUACUACUACCACAAGAAUGACAUCUAGUAAAGUCGGUUUAAAUACACAUCACAUAAUAUCAGAAUCUGUUAUAUCGUCAGACGUUUCUUCUUCCGAAUCUAUCGAAUCUAUCGGAAAUAAUGAUGAAACAACAAAUUUACGUAAACGUAAGAAAGUUGCUGAAAAAGUUCAUAUCGCUCGAGAGAGCGAAGGUUCUUCAACAUCUGGUAUUGAAGAUGUUGAACAGAUUUCAUCAAUAUUUAAGAAUGGGCAAAUCCACGAUAAUCAAGCAGCAAUUGUUCGUGCAAUACCUCCCAGAGAUUCAUUAUAUCACGUUACAUACUAUUUGGAAUUAAUAUCUUCUCGAAUAUUUGAAGGUGGAUGGUGGAAAUUUCUAAAGCUUAUUAUAGUUAUAAUAAAGAUUGCAACCUGCGUGACACCUUGUUCACCUUAUUCACCUACACCUUGGGUAUUAUAUCCAGUUAUUAUUUUUGCAAUUAUAGACCUUUACACUAAGCGAGUAACUUUUAGCUUUGCCUUAUUUUUACUUCAUGUUACUUGGAUCAGUAUUUUUAAAAUUGGAGGAAAUUUGUGCAAAGUAGGAUCAAAGGGCUUUUAGAAUAAUCAAUAUAAUUUAAUUCAAUAAAAAAAAAUGGAAAUUUUGAUUAAUAAUAUUAUUUUAAGGAACGCUACAUAAGAUUAUGUAAACAUUAGUAGUAAUUUUUAUACUCAUUUUUGUUGUAAAAUUUUGAAUAUUAUAACUAAU